This is a messenger RNA of Ogataea parapolymorpha DL-1, 1674 nucleotides long. Its product is annotated as Arylsulfatase. The coding region runs from base 1 to 1674 and encodes 557 amino acids. The transcript has a single exon. NCBI's taxonomy places the organism in Eukaryota, Fungi, Ascomycota, Pichiomycetes, Pichiales, Pichiaceae. The record is from RefSeq and is a predicted model, not a curated record. Gene Ontology annotation, molecular function: arylsulfatase activity.
AUGGCCCCUAACUUUCUGAUCAUUGUCGCCGAUGACCUCGGAUUCACGGACCUGAGUCCUUUUGGAGGCGAGAUUUCCACCCCCAACCUGCACAAGCUGGCUCUGGACGGCUACCGCUUCACGCAGUUCCACACAGCGUCGGCAUGUUCUCCUACAAGAUCAAUGCUUCUGUCAGGAACCGACAACCAUCUUGCCGGCCUCGGCCAGAUGGCUGAGUUUGCUAGAAACUACCCGGAGAGGUUUGCGGGCAAGCCGGGUUACGAGGGUUACCUGAAUGAUAGAGUGGCUGCGUUGCCCGAAAUCUUGCAUGACGCCGGCUACUAUACUUUUAUAUCUGGAAAGUGGCAUCUCGGAUUGGACCGUCCCCACUGGCCUGUCCAGCGCGGUUUUGAGCGUUCUUUCACGCUUCUGCCUGGAGCCGGAAACCACUUCAAGUAUUUUCCUAAGUCCAAAGAGGGUGGCGAGCCUAUCGGGUUUAUGAGGCCAUUUUAUGUGGAGGACGAUAAGGAGCUGGAUCCUUAUGAUUUACCAGAGGACUUUUACAGCACCCAUCUGUACACGGACAAAGCUCUGGACUUUUUGCAAGACGAGAAACGAGCUGGUCGGCCUUUUCUCGGUUGCUUGACCUACACUGCGCCACAUUGGCCGUACCAGGCUCCACGCGAGGUGAUAGAAAAAUACAAGGGUCGCUACGAUUCGGGGCCGGCAGUGCUGCGCCGCGAGAGAUUGAAGCGCGCGCUCGAGCUGGGAAUUAUCCCUGACGGUAUAGAACCCCAUCAGGUGGAAACUCACCGCGAUAAGCCGUGGGAAGAACUGAGCGACGAGGAAAAAAAAAUCGAGGCUCGUAUCAUGGAGAUCUACGCUGCCAUGGUCGAGGUUCUUGAUGCGGACGUGGGGCGCGUGGUCGACCACCUGAAAAAGACGGGCGAGUACGACAAUACGCUCAUUCUAUUCAUGUCAGACAAUGGAGCCGAGGGCAUGCUUUUAGAAGCCAUGCCAUUGUGGAUGGAAAAAACAGAAAACGCCAUUCGCGCACACUACAACAAUUCCUACGAAAAUCUGGGAAACAAGGACUCUUUCGUGUGGUACUCCGACCAAUGGGCACAGGCCGCAACAGCCCCAUCGUACAUGUACAAGAUGUGGGCGUCCGAGGGAGGAAUACGGUGUCCCCUGAUUGUGAGAUAUCCAAAAUUUGCCCUUCCUGCAGGUGGGGUGAGCGGCGAGUUCUGCACAGUGAUGGAUAUUUUGCCGACCGUGCUGGAACUUGCAGGCGUCAAGCACCCUGGCACGGAGUACCGUGGCCGCAAAGUGCUCACGCCAAGAGGCAAAUCGUGGGUGCCAUAUCUCAAGGGAGGAGACAAGAUCCACGACGAAGAGACGGUAACUGGCUGGGAACUGUUUGGGCAGCAGGCUCUGCGCAAGGGCAAGUACAAGGCACUGUACAUCCCCAAGCCGUAUGGCCCUGGAAAAUGGCAGCUGUUUGAUCUGUCAGCGGAUCCAGGCGAGAUCCACGAUCUGGCCGAGUCACAUCCUGUCAAGCUCAAGGAGUUGUUGGACCACUGGGUACAAUAUGUGGCUGAGACAGGGCUGGUGGAGUUCAGCUCCGGCGCGGCCACUUUAGUGGAAAUCGAAAACCACAAGCCUUAUGUUCUGAGAAAAGUGCCAGAAAAUUAG